Messenger RNA from Maniola jurtina (meadow brown), 7287 nucleotides. RefSeq names its product anaphase-promoting complex subunit 1 (gene shtd). The record is from RefSeq and is a predicted model, not a curated record. The transcript has 26 exons. Gene Ontology annotation, molecular function: molecular adaptor activity. The coding region runs from base 176 to 6499 and encodes 2107 amino acids. Gene Ontology annotation, biological process: anaphase-promoting complex-dependent catabolic process; metaphase/anaphase transition of mitotic cell cycle; protein K11-linked ubiquitination. Gene Ontology annotation, cellular component: anaphase-promoting complex. Lineage: Eukaryota; Metazoa; Arthropoda; Insecta; Lepidoptera; Nymphalidae.
CUCGUAAGUCGUAUGGUCGUAUAGCUUUUGCGAAAUUGCGAUCGGCUUUUUGAAAUAAUUUCCAAUUUCUAUAAAUAAAUACAGUGCAAUUAAACCAUAUUUAAUUCGUGCUAUGAACUCUAUUCUUGUGUGAAAGUGAUAAAAUUAUAUAUUUACAAAUCUGGAUGACAAAACAAUGAUUGCGGCUUCUGAACCUUUGGAGUUUGUACCGCAUGGAAGAACAGUAUUAGCAAAGCACCCCGGUCAGAUAUACCGGUCGGGACGCAAUGCAUCCGCAUCGGAGCACUCACUGCUGUAUAAACUGAGCAACUUUGCCAUCAAGGAUGAGAGCCUGGUGGAGGCCAGGGAUGAGCAGGAGUGGUGGACCAUCAGAGAGGUGUACUAUAGAGCUGAUGAUAUGAAAAACUCACUUCAAGAAGCCCAAAAAGAUCCAAAAUGUGAAUACACGGACUCAUUCCGACCGCCAAGUCGGUUAAAAAACGAUUUUAACAUAUCUAUAAAAUCUGAACUUAUGAGCGGUAUGAGACGUGAUGACUUACCAUCUGCUGGACCAUCCAGGGGAGGCAGUGCUAAUAGUUCUAGCAAUAUGUCGAAGAAAUUUAACCUUAACUGUAGUCAGAAUAAGAAACCAAAGAAGAAGCCGUUAAAUCCUAAAACGGAUUGCUAUUAUGAAGAGGAGUUGUAUGUUAAAGGAUGCACUGCUGUUUGGUCCAAAGGUUUGAUCUCAUCACCAGCUACUAAGCUAACCGGGCCUGAACAUCGGGAAACCAUCGCCUGUUUCACCAUCGAAAACACCAUCAAACACGCCGCCUUCGUAGACUUCCAUGUCGACAUUAACAACACCAUGCUCAUAGACGCUCUCAACUCACAGAUAGGCGAUUUCAAAAAGAAUAUAAAAGUAGAAGAUACCACAGAGCAUAUAGAAAACAAAACUGUACCCUCCAUACUUCUUAUAGACAGCAAGUGUAUGAGAGUUUAUGCUACAGAUGGUCGAGAAUACAUAGCAAGCAUUCCGUUCCAAGUUAAAAAAGUAUGGCCCAUGAAAUACGGCGUAUUACUCGAAAAAGAUGCAACACCCAUACUACACAAUUCCGUACUACCUUCUUCGUUUCUCAAACUAAACGAAUCUCAUAAUAGUUCAUUUUCAAAAUCCAGAAAUUGCCCUUUCAGUAUGAGCGCUAGAUUACGUCAAGAAUCAAUUUCAGGUUACGACCAAGAAUAUCCGUUACCCACAUGUUUUUCUUUGACCCAUCCGUUAGAUGACGUUAUUCCAAUUUUGAUGAAAUCUUCCGCGCAGGGUUUACAGUAUUACAACGACGGGGACUUACAAAUCAUUUUCGUUAGUACAGAUCCUAGUAUAAUUCUGCUAUACGAUUGGAAGUUACAAACUCAUUCGCUGUGGAAGAUUCGGAAGGCUGCUCGGGAAGAAUGCUUAGCAAUGUGUCCAAAUGUAAACGCCACUUUUAACCAAUCCUGUGACUUCGUUGGAAGUCCGAUGCACAGUAUGAGGAACCCCAGUUUUAAUAGCAGCCCGUAUCAUUUGAAAAAGGGUUCGGAGACACCAAAUCGGUCGAGGCAUAACAGUCCAAUGGCCAAUGUGUUCCACCAACAAGGUUUAUCGCCACACUCGUCGGUUGGCCAAGCUAGUUCUACUACAAUAAAUUCCAAUACAACAGCCAAUACGCCACCCUCUUUGCCUUUAUACCCAGACAUUUGUCUCGAUCAUAUUUGGACUGAUAGCCAAGUUAUAAGAAGAGAUCCAGUUGAAAGUCCUAAUGACAUAAAAGCGUUUUUACAUACGGAUUUGGUUGGGCACGAUUAUUUAUGCUUUAUGGUAAAGGUUAACGGGGUUACGAGGUUACAAAUCGUGAGGUUGCAGAAAUCUCACUCUCACGGGCAGUUGUCUAAAACAAACAUCAUAGUGGGGUCUAUAUCCUCGGUUUUGGCGAAAGAUGCAGUGGUCUUGGACCAUUUGAAGAUGAUCGCCUUGAUUGACGAAACUGGGAAUAUUAUAUUGCAGUCUGGCAACAGCUUUGUAGGAAAGGUCCACGUAGGAGGUAUUCUGGCCAGACUAAUUGACUCCCCGUACACCAAGCAGUCAACCUUCCAAUCGCCAUUCCCAAGACGCAGUAGCUUACUACCAACCCGAUGCGAUGCGACGUCCUUUGACGACUCGGCUUUACACUUGCUGUCCCCUGUACUGCAUUCUUCUGUUUCUAGGUUGGAACCAAAGGAAAGCUUAGGUAUACGCAGCCUGUGCGACGCGGCCGGCGCUCGCGUUAGCGUUCGCUCGGAAGCUGGGCAGUUGUAUCGCAUCGCGCUGCCCGAACAUGUAUGUUCGCCGCUCGUCACUAGAUGUUGCGCGGCCUUUACCACUGCUCUGCCCAAGGACAUCACUAUGCAGGUUAUAAUAAAAUGGUACGGGGUCCGAAACGCUCCAGGCACUCAAGAUAUAACACCCGGACAAGAAUGGACUAUGUUCUCUAACCUAAUACUAUCCUUAAUCGGCUACGACGUAGAAAGGCUCUCUCAAAGCCGACAGAAUGAGGAAGAACAAGUUGAAGUGGUCACUAAAAAGCAGAGAACUUCCAGCGAUGGUACCCAAGACGAUUGGGAGUACCUCCUCAACUCCAAAAUGCACAAAACCAUUGGCAAUUCCCUCGCAAACAUGCUCAAUCUCCACCAAAUACAAUCAGAAACAAGACAUUCAAGAGCAAACGAAAAAAAAGAUGAAGACGAAAAACCUUCACAAUUCAACACGAAUUCGCUACUUUUUCCUUACACAGUACAAGUUUUUUACGCAUUCCAUUUACUAUACGAAGAUUUGAAGCUGAACACUCUAUUAUCAAGCGAUUUGAAACCCUUAUCGGAAUUUUUGUACCAAAUAUCGAAAGAUUUGUGUUUGGAAAAAUAUGUAAAUCAUUAUUGGUUAGAUUUCCCCACAGAUUACAGUUUAGAAUACGAUGAAAGUGAUAGUCAAAUGAAUGAAGCGAUCUUGAAGAAAUUGACCCAACCUAACUACUUUAAUACAGAGCCGCCAAAUAUAUUUAGUUAUAUUGACUGUAUGUUGAAAGAUGUGGAUGUUGGGUACUAUCCGUUUAUGGCUGAGGUGAAUCAUAUGUCUCGUGAUAUUAUCGAGGUCCUAGCGACUGUUGGUUGUGGGUCGAGCGCUGGGGUGCAAACUCUCAGCAGCCGGGACUCGGUAACGGCCAGCAGCACCCCGCGGCCCCGGGACCAGUCCCCUCUGUGCACCCCACACGCCAAGGCUGUGCUCCUGGCUUGUGAUAGAGGUAUAACUCCUCGUGACAUAGACAACCUCCCGCCAGCGUUAGCCCUGGUCCUAGUGACGAUAUUCAGCCGCUGCAAGAGCGAGCCGCCCGUGGACUGGCCGGCGGAGGCCUACACCCUGGUCAUGAGGGAGGAUCUGGCGCUCCAAGCGGACAUCGCUGACACCAUCAAAUCUGCUGACGAGUAUAUGGAGUCUCUAGCCUUAGAAGUAUUAGAAAAGGAAACCGCAUACACCCAACUACCGAAUCCAGGCGAGGAACCUCCACAUAAGAAUGACGAUGAAACCAGUACGGGGAUGGAACAUCUAAAUACCAAACUGUUGAGCCUUUUGUACCCACGGGACCAUCGAAUGACGGAAGUGUUCAACCUCCUCCAGUCUUCCAUCCCAGUGACGAUCAACCUAACCCAGCGACCAGAAGUGUCAGAUCACGAUUUCAUUGAGGAGCAGGAGAAACACCUUCAUGCUAUAAACACCAGGACUAUGGCGCUGCCUGUUGCUAGGGGUAUGGUAACCCUUCGCAGCCUGCCCUGUUCACCAACAGAACCGUUGACUCUGCCAAAACUGUGCGUGACCGGCCGCGGUCCUCCUCCGCGCUGCAACACCAUCACACUGGGAGGGGGAGACACGCCCCCCCACUGCCUGCUGUGGCCCACCUUCCACAACGGGGUGGCGGCGGGCUUGGCGCUGGUGCCCAUGACCGGCACCAGCAUACACUCAAGCUGGAUCAUCUACAACAAGCCACGGGGCACGCAGGAUAUGUCUACGGAACACGCGGGAUUUUUGCUGGCCCUGGGGCUCAAUGGGCAUCUCCGGGAUAUGCCGUUCAUGAACAAGUACGAGUACCUCGUCAAAUGUCAUGAGAUGAUUAGCAUUGGUCUGCUCUUGGGAUUGGCUGCUACUUAUAGGGGUACAAUGGACGUGCAAGCCACCAAAAUGAUGAGCAUUCACCUGGAACCUCUGCUUCCGCCCACGUCCAUCGAGCUGGAUAUUCAGCAGGGGGUGCAAGUGGCAGCGCUGCUCGGGGUGGGCUUGUUGUACCAGGGAACGGCGCACGCGCACUACGCACAGGUUCUGCUCAACGAAAUUGGCAAGCCACCAGGUCCAGACAUGGAGAACUGCGUAGAGAGAGAGGGCUACGCUCUAGCAGCCGGCCUCGCACUGGGUUUGGUGUGCUUGCGUGCUGCGUCUACCGCACCGCACCUCGCGCACAUUGCGCCGCAACUGAGGACGUACAUGCUCGGCGGAGACCGACGCGUCAACGGGUCGCAAAAAGACAGAUACAAGCAAGGCUCAUUCGCAAUCAGAGAGGGUGGUACAGUAAACUUGGACGUGACGUCACCAGGCGCGACCGUAGCCCUAGGGCUCCUGUACCUGCGCUCCAACAGCGCAGCCGUGGCCGAGUGGCUUAAACCCCCAGCCACGGCAUAUUUACUGGACUUCGUACGACCAGAUCUGCUCAUGCUAAGGGUUAUAGCUAGAGGUCUGGUGUUAUGGGACCGUAUAGAUGCGAGCCAGGAAUGGAUCGAGGAACAAGUGCCGCCAACCAUCAAGCCGUACUGCUUCGUCAAACCAACUGAAGACAACAUCGACUAUGAGGCUAUGAACCAAGCAUACUGCAACAUAAUAGCGGGGGCGUGUUUCACCCUGGGGCUAAGAUUCGCGGGCUCCGGAGAUGAAGACGCGAGGGAUGCUGUGCUGCACUUCGUGUCUCUGUUCCUGCGGCUCAGUAGUAGAGGGGUGGCGGAGUUGGCGGGAGGGUCCACGUUCGAGGCGUGCACUUGUAUAUGCUUGUUGGCUGCUGGGAUGAUAACGGCUGGCAGAGGGGACAUCCUCGUUCUGCGAGCUUGUAGAAGGCUUCGGGCGCGCCUGCCCACCGCGCCGCGCCCCGCGCCCGCCGCCCCCGCCCCGCCGACACCGCUCACGCACGGCGCGCAGAUGGCGGUACACUGCACCAUCGGCCUGCUAUUCUUGGGCGGAGGUCGGUCCACAUUGUCCAGCUCGCCGGAAGCCGUGGCGGCGCUCAUCACCGCCUUCUUCCCCAAGUUCCCCACACAUACCGAAGAUAACAGAUAUCACCUGCAAGCAUUCCGUCACCUGUACGUACUAGCGGUCGAGCCGCGCUUGAUACUACCACGGGAUCUCGAUACUGGGAAACUCUGCUAUGCACACAUACAGGUGAUAGACCUUCUAGGCACAAUGGAAGAGAUGAAAGCUCCCUGCAUCAUUCCAGAGUUAAAUACACUGAGAGAAGUGAGGAUAAACGAUCCCCGCUACUGGCCCAUCACGUUCCAUAGAGACCACAACUGGGACCAGCUCAAAACAUUCCUUGACUAUACCUGGUGCGUGGACAUCAAACAACGCGCGGGCUGUCUGUCAUACUUGGACGACCCAGAAGGCUUCCUGACAAUAUUGGCCCAGACUUUGACCCUCGACAAGUCCAACAUUUGGUCCACGUCCACUGAGAACAUAGACCUGUUCACCAACGACGAAAAGGUCAAGAACUUUGUCAAACAUUACUUGGCCAAGGAUAUGAAUAAGAGUAAAGAUAUUUGCGGCGACUGCCUGAUCCUGCAGCGGAGGCGGAAGGGCGUGAAGAACGAGGCGCUGCUGCCUCGCCAGUGCGUGUGCCGGAAGUACAACAAGGACGAGCAGGAGUACGUGCAGGGGCUCAGCAUGGUGACGUACGAGUGCGUCGUCAGGGACAUUAUGUGCGCUCUGCCCAUUUGGACCACUUUUCUGAAGAUAAUAAAAGCGAUGAAAACGGAACCAACAUCAUACCACACGUGGCAAAUAAAACUCCUUCUUUCACAAAUAGAAAGCCACAACAAACGGGCGGCCACCGAAAUGACAAUCGACGGAAUAGAACCGAACGAACCGUUAAUAUCCACCGAAUUCACGCUCGCUAUAAAACAAAAAGUCGCGCAAAUCUAUGACAAAUGGGAGUUAAAGAUAACGCCAUAUUUGAGGAAAUAUUUGGGUCCGGUUAUGGGCCCAGGCGCAGGUUACGGGACCAGGAGUUGUAGACAGGACUUGUUCGGUGAAGGCGUGUCGAAAGGUCAAGAAGCGGACACGAGGAGGGUAGUUAGUUCGUUCCUCGUGUACCACUCGCUGAGCCGGGGCGUGUUGUCGGACGAGCUGACUCUGCUGCUGAGCGACAAGCUGAGCCUGAGCGCGGAUGCUGUGAGCAAGCUCUGUGCUCUGCUGAGAUGAUUGAGGUCACUGACCGGGCGGGUCACUCGGUCUAGGUGUCGCGGCGAUUGCGUGCACGACUGGUGCUAGGCGCGGCGCUCAUUGCUGCGGGUCACGACACCUUCCAUAGAUCACAAAGUAGUAAUAAUGGUAGAAAGAAAGAAAAAACGUUUAUUUUUUUAAAGCUGUGCCACACAUUACCAGCUAUACCUACGGGUUAGGUUAUCCCAGCGCCUCUAAUACUUGAGCAUUAAAGUUAAAAGACCUCAAGCAGAAGCAGCGCCGGAAUAAACUGUGUCAUGUGUGGCACAACCCGACAAAAGGUCCCAAAUCAGUAUAAAUACCUUGUCCAAACACAAAAUCAUACAGCGCUGGUUUUCAGCCGAAACCCUGAUUCGGGUAGCGCCAAGGUAUAGGUUUUAAAGGUCGUGACCUCGGUAUUAAUUGCAGUAGGGGGUUUUAAGGGGCUUUAUCUCACAAUUAAUUACAUUAGUAAGAGUUUAUGAUUCGUUAACCCAUCAUAAAUUACAUUGUUAGAGGUUUGCUUGGGACACUAAUGCGAUGGGCUCAAAUACCAUACCGUAAAGUCUGCGUCGUUUUCCUCAUCGUUGAAGAUCGUGUCACCUUCCAUAAACCGUAGUGGUAGCCGUAAUCGCCUUAACACCGAUCGAACCCGGCGGUAUGUGUGGAUGCACCAUCGGUCAUCAUAAAUCACAAUGUUUAACUUGGGAUAAUAAUAUGAACGAAUUUACAUUUCCAAAGUCGGUUACCCAUCCAGUGAUCGACUCUUAGGUACUGCAAGCACGCCU